UGUGAAAAAUGGGCACAAAAUAGCAGUGUUUAUCACUUAUAGUAUAGUUUUGAUUGUUUUUUUCAAUCAAUGUUUGAUCGCAUUUACCACUAAAUUAUUGACCAAAUUAUCAUUUAAUUGACACCAAUUUCAGUGAUAAUCAUAUAAAGGCUGAUCCAGUACUUAGUAGUGAUGUCUGUCGAGUCGAUACCACGAGAUUUACGACAUUUGAGAGCCUGUUUGUUGUGUUCACUCAUUAAGUCCUUUGAUCAAUUUGAGUUUGACGGAUGUGAUAAUUGUGAUGAAUAUCUGGGAAUGAAGAAUAACCGCGAAAUGGUUUACGACUGCACUUCCAGUAAUUUUGAUGGUAUGAUAGCUUUGACCAGUCCUGAGGAAAGUUGGGUUGCGAAGUGGCAAAAGAUUAAUCGCAAAUGUAAAGGCAUUUACGCAAUCAGUGUCUCGGGUAGACUUCCGGCCGGUAUUAUUAGGGAACUCAAGAGCAGAGGUGUUAUCUAUCGCUCCAGAGAUCGGGCGACCAAUUGAUUGACUAAUUAUUGAUUUCUAUUUAUUGUAUAUUAAAUCAUAUUUUGUUUCUCAUAAUAUGUCAUGCAUUUUAUUAUAUGAUAUCUUAAAGACAUAAAUAAACUUAUGUUUUGUGUCUCA
Oppia nitens is the source of this 642-nucleotide messenger RNA. RefSeq names its product transcription elongation factor SPT4-like (gene spt4). Gene Ontology annotation, biological process: mRNA processing; regulation of transcription elongation by RNA polymerase II; chromatin organization. The coding region runs from base 172 to 522 and encodes 116 amino acids. NCBI's taxonomy places the organism in Eukaryota, Metazoa, Arthropoda, Arachnida, Sarcoptiformes, Oppiidae. The record is from RefSeq and is a predicted model, not a curated record. Gene Ontology annotation, molecular function: RNA polymerase II complex binding; zinc ion binding. The transcript is spliced from 4 exons. Gene Ontology annotation, cellular component: DSIF complex; nucleus.